Molecule: messenger RNA, 896 nt
Organism: Drosophila rhopaloa
Lineage: Eukaryota; Metazoa; Arthropoda; Insecta; Diptera; Drosophilidae
Exons: 1
Coding region: 65-823 (252 amino acids)
Molecular function (GO): RNA binding
Source: RefSeq, a predicted model, not a curated record
GGGAAAUCACACGUGCUGGUGUAAUUCAAGAAUCUUCCCAAGGAUUAGUCCCAGAAAUCGGAAAAUGGCCAGCGAUUCUGGCAGCGACUAUGAGGUUGAGUCCUUUAUCAAUCCCAAGCGGGUGCGACGGACUGUGAAUGACGACAGCGCCGACCUGCUGGGCAACUUCGACGACCAGAAACGGAAGGAGAUCUUCGAGGGCACGUACGUGGACAAGGAGGACGGCAGGAAUCCCAGUGACCCGGAGGACAGCAACAGCGAGAACGAAGCUCGGUCAGAUGGAGAGGCUCCCGGGGAAGGAAGUGGUGCCUCCGGAUCCGAGGAGGAGGACGAGGAAGUGGCUGAAAAUGGCGAAAUAACCAGUAACCAGUUGAGUUCCCUGCUGCGCGGAGCUUCUAAGACUAACAGACACGUUGUGUAUGUGACGAACCUGAACUUCGAGACCACAAAAGACGACCUGGAGCUGCACUUCUCCGCAGCGGGCACAGUAAAGUCCAUCCGCAUCCCCAAGAAGAGGCGCGGCGGCUUCGCCUUCGUAGAGAUGACCGACCUGCAAAGUUUCCAGAAGGCCUUCCAGCUGCACAACACGGAGCUGCAGGGUCGCCACAUUAAGGUGCAAAUAUCGGAGGCGGGCAAGAAGAAGUCGGCCAACAAGAAGAACAUUAUCAAGCAGAAAAACAGGAAGCUCGCCGAGAUGCGAAACGAGCAUAAGACCUUCACUAAGAGCGGUAAGUUCUACGACAAGGACUUAAAAAAGGAGAAAGCCAAGGAGAUGCUCGCGCGAAAGAGGUGGCGUAAGAAGCCCGCGCCCAGGCCCACAUAAAUAGUUUAAGAUCUUACAGUGUAAGCCAACCUAUGAUUAUUUAACACAAAUUAAAAGUACAAUUACUGGAUAA